AUGGACGACAGGUGGGAGAGUGAAGUGAUUGAAUACGGAGCCAUCAACAUUACAGGAUUCAGGAUUGUGGACUCAUCAAGACGAUAUGUAAAGGAUUUCCUGGAAGGAUGGAGGAAACUUGACCCGACCAUCUCUCAAGGAGCAGGUCGGGAGUCGAUUUCGGCCCAAGCAGCACUCAUGUACGAUGCAGUGUUUGUGUUAGUCGAGGCCUUCAACAAGAUUCUGAAAAAGAAGCCGGACACAUUUCGAACAAAUUUCCGGCGAGGUCAGAUAUUCAACAACGGAAGCCGAGGUAUCGACUGUAACACAAGCCAAGGCUGGGUCACACCGUGGGAACACGGCGAUAAGAUCUCUCGCCAUCUUAGAAAGGUGGAGCUGGAAGGACUGACAGGAGAGAUACGUUUCAAUGAUGACGGCAGACGGCAGAACUACACGCUACAUGUCGUGGAAAUGACAUUCAACAGUGCCAUGGUCAAAGUAGCCGAGUGGACUGACGAGUUCGGUUUCAGUCCAGUGGCAGCCAAGUACGUGAGACUCAAGCCAGGAUCUGAGAUAGAGAAAAAUCGGACUUACAUUGUGACAACCAUAGUGGAGGAGCCGUACAUCAUGUUGCGAAAACCGGAACCCGGAGAGAACCUCACCGGAAACGACCGAUUUGAAGGUUACUGCAAGGAUCUGGCUGACCUCAUUGCAAAGACACUGGGCAUAAAUUACGAACUCAGCAUCGUGAAGGAUGGCAACUACGGGGCCGAGAAUCCGGACGUUAAGGGUGGCUGGGAUGGCAUGGUCGGAGAACUCGUGAGAAAGGAGGCCGACAUCGCCAUUGCGUCUAUGACAAUUACGUCUGAACGGGAGCGAGUGAUCGACUUCAGCAAGCCGUUCAUGUCACUAGGCAUCAGCAUCAUGAUCAAGAAGCCCGUGAAGCAGAAGCCAGGCGUGUUCAGUUUCCUGAACCCUCUGUCCAAAGAAAUCUGGGUGUGCGUCAUUUUCUCGUACGUGGGCGUCAGCAUUGUGCUCUUCAUCGUGUCCAGGUUUUCGCCUUACGAGUGGCAUCUGCUGCACUACGGAGAGGACCCAGGCCAUCACCACUCGGGGGUUGGUGCGACAUCCUCAGCGCCGAGCACUGUAGCUAAUGACUUCAGCAUACUCAACAGUCUCUGGUUCGCACUAGGGGCUUUCAUGCAACAGGGUUGCGACAUAUCCCCCAGGUCCAUAUCGGGACGGAUCGUGGGCAGUGUGUGGUGGUUCUUCACGUUGAUCCUCAUCUCCUCAUACACAGCCAACCUGGCGGCGUUCCUCACUGUAGAGCGUAUGGUGGCGCCCAUCAACUCUCCAGAGGACCUGGCGUCACAAACCGAAGUCCAGUAUGGGACGUUAUUCCACGGCUCAACUUGGGACUUUUUCAGGAAAUCUCAGAUCACCCUGUAUAGCAAAAUGUGGGAGUUCAUGAGUUCGAGGAAGCACGUGUUUGUGCGGACUUAUGAUGAGGGCAUCAAAAGGGUACGCACGUCCAAAGGGAAGUACGCCCUCCUCAUCGAGUCGCCCAAAAACGACUAUAUUAACGAGAGGGAACCGUGCGACACUAUGAAGGUCGGACGGAACCUUGACGCCAAAGGAUUCGGAGUCGCGACGCCUCUUGGCUCUCCACUGAGAGACAGAAUCAACCUGGCCGUGCUCUCCCUCAUAGAGAACGGAGAGCUGACGAAGUUGAAGAACCGCUGGUGGUACGACCGAACUGAGUGCAAGCAUAGCGACAAACAGGAUGCAUCCCGUAACGAACUGUCGCUAAGCAACGUGGCUGGCAUCUUCUACAUUCUCAUAGGAGGCCUCAUUCUCGCCAUGGCCGUGGCGCUCCUGGAGUUCUGCUACAAGUCUCACACAGAGGCGUCGCGAGCAAAGAUUCCACUGUCCGAUGCAAUGAAGGCCAAAGCUAGACUCACCAUCGGUGGUGGCAGAGACUUCGACAAUGGCCGGUUGUACGGGCAGGAGUCAUAGAAGGAAAAUGGCGGGAGUGUCAGUCAUCUGUCUGGACUUUGGCAUCGCUAUUACACCCCGGCGAAUCAGAUCAACAGCGCAGAAGGAGACCAGGUUCACAGCAACACGCAUACCCAGGUCUGAUGGCGGUAA
Cryptotermes secundus is the source of this 2127-nucleotide messenger RNA. Its product is annotated as glutamate receptor 1. The record is from RefSeq and is a predicted model, not a curated record. Gene Ontology annotation, molecular function: transmitter-gated monoatomic ion channel activity involved in regulation of postsynaptic membrane potential; glutamate-gated receptor activity. Lineage: Eukaryota; Metazoa; Arthropoda; Insecta; Blattodea; Kalotermitidae. Gene Ontology annotation, cellular component: plasma membrane; postsynaptic membrane. The transcript has 14 exons. Bases 1 to 1995 code for a protein of 664 amino acids. Gene Ontology annotation, biological process: synaptic transmission, glutamatergic; modulation of chemical synaptic transmission; monoatomic ion transport.